AUGCCCUUCUUUUCCCGCCACAAAGCCUUCUCCAUCUUCUACAUGGACGAAGGCCCAUCCGACGCGCCAGCAACAGUCCUCCUCAUCCCGGGUUUCUCCUGUGAUAUGCACGACUGGAGCUGGCAGGUACCCUUCCUCCUCUCCCUCAACCUACGCGUAAUAUCCAUCGAUCCCCGUGGCCAGGGCAGGUCUUCCGGCCCCGAAGGCUCCGCCGACCCCGACGUGAUCGACUACUACCCUCAGUCCACGGCCCUCGACUUGAUCGCACUCUUAGACCACCUCGGCAUUUCGAAAAACCUCGUAGUCAUGGCACACUCGCUAGGCACCGCCGCAGCUUAUUUCAUCGCGGCGGAACGCCCGGGUCUGGCCGUCGCCUUGGCCUGGCAAAAGACCUGGCAUAUCCGCCGCAUGCGGCAGCUUGACGACAACGUCGCGUUCGCGAUUCUCUGGGGCGGAACGGGCGACCCGAAAGACCGCAUCGGAAGCAGGGAGAAUGCCGUUGCGUUGUUUGGCGGAAGGAUCAAGUGUCCGCGUCUGACGUUCGGAUCGACGGAUUGGUAUAUCGAGACGGACCUCAAGUACAUGCCCAAGGCGGACGAAAAGUUGGACGAGAUUGUGAUGAUCGGGGGCAAGGGGCACUGGUUUCAUCAGCUCGAGAGCGAGGAGUUCAACGCGCACCUGGAGAGGUGGUUGAGCAAGGUCGGCGUGCUGCCGGUGAAGACUGCCGAAUGA
Messenger RNA from Colletotrichum truncatum, 732 nucleotides. The record is from RefSeq and is a predicted model, not a curated record. NCBI's taxonomy places the organism in Eukaryota, Fungi, Ascomycota, Sordariomycetes, Glomerellales, Glomerellaceae.